UCCGCACCAGCAGUCACUACAGUCGUUCACAGAGUUCUGCCACUACAGGAAUGUAAGCUAACCAAUUUCUCCAGUUCGCCAUGACAAGACGGUGAUUUCAUACGACAGCCGGCAGCCACGGGAACCAUGUCACGCCAUAAUGCGGUUAACGGAUGCAAACUGGUCGCUGUGCUUCUUCUUUGGUUGGGUUCCUCUGCUGCAGACAAACACACAAGUCGUGCUCAUGCAGCAGAGCACCAGGAGCACACCACACACAGCUCUGUUGGAUUGGAGGACGUGGCGUUAGUGAUCCAGAGUCAGAGGAACUCUUACCAUGCCCGUCGAGCUGGGCAGAGGAAGGAGGAGAUUCUGCAGCAGGCUGCUCAACUGAGACAGGGAGUUCCAGUUGUUCUUCUUCUCCAUGAGCUGUCAGAGUAUGAAGGAGAUUGGAGUAUCCUCCCUGUGCUUCCUCAUCUCUAUGCCAAUUAUGGCCAAUCAGCAUCCUGGUUUUUCUUCAUAGAGGAGGAAACCAGAGUCACACUGCCUGCUCUGCUGCAGGUCCUCCACAGAUAUCAAGCCCAAAAGGAAUGGUUUUUGGGUAAGCAUCUCCAUGACAACGAGGCCUCCAUCAUCCACCACUAUGCCUUCUCUGAAGACCCUGGUUCCUUUAGCUACCCUGACCCUGCAGCAGGCUGGGCUCUCAGCACCCCACUGCUCCAGAGACUCACUGAACGGAUCCAAUACGAGCAUCUGAAGUCAGAUUUUACCAUCGACUUGGAACAUGAGAUUGCGUUGUAUAUUUGGGAGGAAGGAGCUGGUCCAAAGCUGACAGCAGUUCCAGAGUUUUGCACAGAGAGAAGAGAAAACUGUGCUACGACAUUUACAACCUACCUGCCCAACUGUGGUGAUCCAGUGUCGAAGAAAGACGUAUUUGUUGCUGUGAAAACUUGCCAGAAUUUCCACUCAGACCGAGUGCCAGUGGUGAAAGCAACCUGGGAGAAAGACGCUGAGUUUUUAGAGUUUUACAGCGACGUCACUGAUGCCUCCAUACCCACAAUCAGUCUGGGAGUGCCCAAUACUGAGAGAGGACACUGUGGGAAGACAUUUGCCAUCUUGAGGCGGUUUCUGAGCAAAGCUGUGCCAAAGGCUGAUUGGCUACUCAUUGUUGAUGAUGACACACUCAUCAGUUUACCCAGGUUGCGGCGACUGCUGCGUUGCUAUGACCCAAAAGAAGCAGUGAGCCUGGGGGAGAGAUACGGCUACGGCUUGAUUCAGAACGGAUACAGCUAUACCACAGGAGGAGGAGGGAUGGUGCUCAGUAGGGCGGCGGUGUCCAGGCUCAUUUCCAGUGGUUGUAGCUGCUACAGUGAUGAUGCUCCUGAUGACAUGGUGCUUGGCAGGUGCUUCACGUCCCUAGGUGUUCCCAUCACACACAGUCCGCUGUUCCACCAGGCCCGACCAGACGACUACUCUGAGACACUGAUCUCCUUGCAACAGGCCAUCUCCUUCCACAAGCACUGGAACAUAGAUCCCGUGGCUGUCUACAAACACUGGCUGCAGGACACACAUCCACGAGAUGAACUUUAGAAGUAAAGUGCGUAUGUAAAGUGAAUGUAUACUGAUCAAUAGACAAUUAAUUCACAUAUGCAGAAGAGCAAACAAGCAGCCACUACUACAGGAAAUGUAAUAGCCUAGCUACUGUGGAGGUACCAGUCCCUGAAACAUAAUUCUUCUUCUUCCUUAUCUCUGCAUUGAUACAUAUUUUUGAUAUCAACAAUAAUUCAAACGACUGUUUGUAAUUGAAUUAUCACCCAAGUCUCCACAGAUCCUUUUAUUUAAUGGCCUGACACCUGCUGUAUGAUAGAGUCAGAGCAAAAAAACAAAGGAAACUUGCUGAAUGGAUGCUAAUAUGCCUCUGCUGUAUGUGUAAAGGUGAUUGUUUGCUAACAUGUUAGCCAUAACAGCUGUAUAAGCCAUGGAUGUAAGAAUGGUGGUGUGUCUGUCAGCCUGUUUUGAGUUUUUUUUUUUGUCCCAUAGUGGCCAAUUACUGUAAUGCAGCUUUAAUGGAAUCAGACAUUUUCAAAAUUUAAAGUGAAGUUAGCUACUGAAAUCCGUGCUGAAAAAAAACACUUAGGGGCCAAUCAGACUGAGACAAAUCACUGCAGGCACGGCCACUUCAAAAACACCUUGGCACAGCGUUUUGGGCAAAACAGCUGGUGCGCCUGUGGGGCGGGACUGUGUGCGUAACUGGGCAGAUUAAAUAUGAUAAGUGGGGGAAAAAAUGUAUUCAAGCAGACGGUGAGAUCUUUUCAUUGCUGUCUCUCUGAAAGACAAGUAACCGACAUUAAACUAUCACAACAUGAGCUUUGAAUUUCCCUUUUCCCUCUUGUAUACUUCGUACCUCUCACAUCUACCAGCAUCAAAAAAGAAAUGGUAAAGUAGUAAAUGCCCACCUCUUGCCUGAUUCGAUUGGCUGCCUGGGCCAUGUGUGACAUUGAUGAGGGGUGUGACUCUGUGCCUUGCGCGAAAAGUUGAGCAUAUUAGGUUUUUCUGCGCGCCCCAAAAACCGACGCAUUUCUAGCUUGGUGUGAUCGCCCUCUAAGAGUCGGUAGUAUUUCUUCAGGGCUUUGAGUUAUAAUGCGAAGGACAGCAUGCUGACACUUAUGUUUACCGUGCUAAGCACAUAGUUAAGCAAAAGUAAAGUAAAGCAAAGUACCAUGAAUGUCUCUACCAAACCAACAUUUUGGGAAUCAAUCCUAUAAUUAUUGCGAUAUUUGUACCAAAGUAGCGGACUGACUGACUGACGUGAAGCUAGUGUUGACAAAAAUAGUAGGAGGACUUUCAGGUUUUUCUUACGUCAAUGGCAAUUAGAGGGACUGCACGCGGAUUCAGUAUUAAACCACUGCUUCUUUAGAAUUGUGAGAGUGUAUGUGUCACUGCUGUCACUUCAGAUCUGCCAUGACAGCUGCAUAAAAAGUGCCAAUCUUGACAAUACAACAGUUAACAUGAAAUACUAAAAAACAGAUAACAAUACUUAGCAAUGCUAAAAUAAACUAGGAAUACAGAAAAGUAACAAAGAAGUCACCAUAGAAUUUGAUUUCACUGAGACAUAUCAGAUUCCUCAAUUUAAGUUUAAUUUUAACUUCCAACCAGAUAUUACCAUGAACAUUUAUUUCGGUAAUAUUUUUAAUAUAUUGUGGUCAUGUCACUUCCAGAUGAAUGCACUUUUAAAAGAUAGAUUGACAUUUGUGGAUAUAUGGCACAAAUGAGUUAUAUAUAUAUUUCUCAAAAUGUCAAACUCUUCCUGCUUACAUUUUUAUAAAUAUAUAUAUUUUUAGUAACUCUGAAACUGACUUCUGCGUGAAAGGUUUUGUGUACAUGUUUUAUGUAUUUGCCACAUUGGAAUAUGAUUGGGUGAAUGAGUUUAAUAGAAUUUUGUUUUUGGUCUGUGGAGAGCAAAACUGUGCGUACGUUACUGAGUGUCCACAUGUGUAAGAGCGAGAUUACAACCGCAGCUGGCAAACCUGCAUUAAAACGUCAUUCUGCAGCUGUGUUUUUGAAUAUUUAAAGGUUUGUUUGUGCUUGCUGAAAAACUGUUAUUUCCUUAAAUUAAAUGAGAUUUUUUAAAUCAUUUGAAAAUAAAUAUGCAUUGGGUUGAAAUAAA
Messenger RNA from Dicentrarchus labrax (European seabass), 3643 nucleotides. RefSeq names its product beta 3-glucosyltransferase b (gene b3glctb). The coding region runs from base 127 to 1566 and encodes 479 amino acids. Gene Ontology annotation, molecular function: acetylglucosaminyltransferase activity. The record is from RefSeq and is a predicted model, not a curated record. NCBI's taxonomy places the organism in Eukaryota, Metazoa, Chordata, Actinopteri, Moronidae. The transcript is spliced from 15 exons. Gene Ontology annotation, cellular component: membrane.